This is a messenger RNA of Psylliodes chrysocephalus, 3658 nucleotides long. Lineage: Eukaryota; Metazoa; Arthropoda; Insecta; Coleoptera; Chrysomelidae. The record is from the annotation of a GenBank genome assembly.
CAUACAAGAAAUUUACCUUAAAACUUUGCCAUCGUAUUCCAAAAACUUUCUUAAUUUGUCAACGUUAGAUUUCGUCUUCGUAAAAUUAGAUUUGGCUUUUAUCUGCCGGUCAAAGCUUUUUCGUUCUUUGGAACUCUUCCUCUUUUGACUAUCCUUCCUUGGUUGAUUCCACUAUUCUAAAUUACUGUUGGAUCUGUAAAGCUAUAACCUGGUAGUUUAGGAAUACCUGCCAUCUUUUAUUAAUAUAAUAUUAUCAUUCAAAUUCAAAGGGGACGCUUCUUUAAAAAAUAUAUGUAUAUUGACAAAACUGCCUUCAAUAUGGGUUACUAAGAAAAUGUUUUUGUCUUGGUAACCACAAACACCUGUUAAUGCAACAGGUGCUGCAUGGAAUUUUUAAAUUAUUUUUUAGGUAGAUCGUAUGAUUAUGUGUAGUGUAGUUUAUAAUAGUUAUAUAAAAUAAAUUUUUAACAGUUUCUUUUAUAUUGUCAGGAAACAAAUAUGUUUUUGUCGGGUCAUGUAUGUCUGUCUAUAUAGCUUUGAUUAAAAUUUUAGCCUUAAAUCUGCUUUUAAAGCCGGGGACAGAUAUAAUUAAUACAAUGUUAUGAAAACAUUCAGUAGCAUACAAAAAUGUAAUUGUAACAAACUGACAUCCCGUCAAUUAGACAAUUUUUUUACUUUGCUCUAAUUUAAAUGUUUCUAUUAUUUUUAAUUGUAAAAUCACAAAUAUGAGAUCCCUAUUCAAUUCAUUCUUUUCUACUGACCAAAACUAUACUUACUUCAUCUAGCUGGUAUUUCAAUAUAGAUAUCUGUAACAAACCUAAAUUGUUUGUUUGCUAUAAACGUAUAUCACAAUCUCUUCGUUUAAUUUUUAAAUUGACACUGUCACUCGUUCUUUCUAGAUUAUUUCACCUACCCAUCAUUUUGAUUUUUUUCCAUGAUCACCGAAACCGAGACCAAAGACAAACCUUCCGGUAAAAAUGUAUUUACAUGCUGCUGCCCAUGCAUCCCUUCCAAAUCGUCUAAAAAAGAGAAAAAGAAGAAGCAAAAAGCAAUUCCGAAAGAGUUUGCCGAAUACGAAUACGUCAUUGAAAAUCUGGCCAUCAGUAAAGCCCCGAAAAUCUGCUUGGACUGCGCUCAACCCACGCCAAAACCGAAAAAGAAAUCCAUAAGAACAACUCAAACUAUAAAACCGAGCGCUAGAGAUUGUUCCACGCUUGCGGUUAAGACCAGUCCUCAAGAAGUUGUUCUGGGUCCUGUAGUUCAAUCUACGCUCUCCAGUGGUGAUUGUUCUGCUCUAAAAGAACCUCACGAGAAAAUUGAGCCUUGUUGUCCUUGUCCUAGAGGUCCUCUUUCUAAACAAAUGCAAUAUAGGUGCAUGAUUAGAGAUAAAAUUAAAGAUGAUUUUAUUCUUAAGAAGAUUUUGUUACCUCCUGGACAAGUGCAGAGAAUAGAACAUCCCAAACUGCAGAAUGUACCGGAUAUUCACAAGAAUCCCGACGAAGAUAGUACGAUGAGAAAAGAAUUGAAAGCCAUUCCAGCAGAAAUUCAAAAAACCAUCGACGCCCUGAAAAUCGCCAAACCGCAACUUGGGCCCUCUUCUUUGCGCAGGAACCGAUUAAAUUUGAUACGCAGCGUUUCUGAUACAAGUUGUGAUAAUAAGGAGACAAUUUGUAAUUUUUUAGGUGUCGAAAAAAAUAUAAGAGGUGAAACUACAGAAGACACGAAAUCAUCGGUCAACGAUUACUGCUACGAUAAUAAACGGAAAAGUUUGUCUAAAUUAUUGCAGUCCGCUAAGAAAACUUUUGAUACCCCAAGAACGGCUGAAGACAGUACGAUUGAGGAACAAACAACGGUUGAAUAUUACUCUUGUCAAAUAUUUGGGGCCGUUUUAGUGAUUAAACAUUUAUUUUUGAUCGUAUAUUUGUGGGUAGUAUAUCUUUUCUAUAACUUCAAAAAUAGUUGAUUUUUCGGUUAUUUGCUACAAGAACGUCAUAACACAAAACAGUUGUUUUUAGUAAUACGAAAUAAAACACUGUUUUGGAUACCAUUGAGAUGAGAAGAAAACCUUAUAGAAAGUUCAGAACCUCUUGUGUCAAUAAUUCAAAUAUGACAGUUUUGAGUUUAGGUAGCAAUUUCGAGUGAUUUUAUAAUAUUUAAAUAUGACUUCAUUUUGCCAAAUAUUUGUCUUGGUAAUAUUCAACGUGUCAUACAGAAUUUUAACGUUUAACGAACAUAAUAAUCUUCUUUUUUUAGAUAUGAAACCAGAUGAGUCUGCUAAAAACAAUGAUGAACAGCCUGAUCAAAAGAGCCUGAAGUGGAAAAUUGUUAUUAACAAACACAAAGGAAUCUUUACAUCAAAAAAAUAGCAAACUGUCAUUUCUGACAGUUACUUUUAACUAAUUAUGUUAUAUGACAAGAAUUUUUAUAACGAUAUUUUUAAUUUUCGUAAACACCAAAGGUUGUUUAUUUCUUCAAAACGUUAUAGAUGUUAGAACGACAUGCCUAGCUAACACUUCAAGAAAUCUUUUUUUACCUUCUGGAAGUGGAGAAAUAAGCAGUUUGAUAGUCUAUUUGUCGACCAAAACAAUCAUACCCUUUUGUCAGUUUAAUAUUUUUAACUACUUGUACGAAGUUGGAUUAAUUAUAGUCAUGGAAUUUGUUGGAAAUGAAAUUGAAUGCAAUUCAGAUGAUAUUUUAGUGUAGAAAGACGAUAGCGUUACUAAUGUAUGUGAAAAAAUCACGGAAAAUCUAUUUAGACACGAAAAAUUCGUUAAAAAUGCUACGGUCGUUUUUAAUUUCAAGAAAGUCCAAAAUCCUUUUGAUAUUAAAUUAAUAGCAACAGCGGCAAAUUUACUAACUAAUAGAUCUUCAAAAUGCGAGGAUAUGGGGAAAAUCUCUUGUGUUAUUGGGAAUGACAGUUUGUGUAUACAGAAAAGUUUGAAAUGUAAUGGCGAUUUCAAUUGCGGAGUGAAAGCUGAAUAUGACGAAAAUAGUGAAGUUUGCAAAGCCCUAGGAUGGAAAAUUUGGCUCGUUCUUGUAUGUACAACGUUGUUGGUAAUAUUUUCCAAUUUUACGUUAUAUAAUUUUAUCAGCAAUCGAAUUAAUAGUAUACCGAAAUAUUUUUAUAUAGUCGACGAUAACAUAAUGGAUACACAUUUUUCGCAAAUUCAGAUACAUCACGUUCAAGAACAUACUACAUCUUUGACAAAUCAGUUGUAUAUGACAAAAAAUUCACUUUGUGAUGAUUCAUUUGAAAUUAGCAAAAAUUUAGACGUGCCCGUAGCAAUGCGUUCAUCUACUUUGACCCCUUGUACCGAUUGGACAGCAUCAUCAAACACGAGCAGCAAGGAACUUCAUUCCAGAUCUAGAAGCAGGAAACUUAGUAACUGGCCGCCAUGCAUGGGCGGCCCACUGUGUCCUGAAAAGAGUCUUUCGCAGCAAAUGAAACGAAAAAUGACGUCAUCCAAUGAAGAGACUAAUAGUGAUGGAAUCAAAGUUACAUACUAUGAAAUGUAAUAUUGCGUUUUAAUGGUGUAUACGAGUAUGAGAAAAUUCCAUGUAUGUUUUUAAGUCAGGAAAUAUAUUUUUUAAACAUGAUACCUCUAUGUAUUACCCCCUUCUACAACACACCAACACACCUUUGAUCAUAUUAUACAAU